GAGAAAGGAAUUCUUCAAUAAAGAUUAGGGUUUUAAAGUGACGCAACCUCUCUCUCCUUUUCUUCAGUUCGGUGGAGGGAGGGAGCCGUAGCAGCGGAAGCUCUAGCUUGGGUAGCGAAUCACAAUGGCGAGAGGAUUAAAGAAGCAUCUGAAGAGGCUUAAUGCCCCAAAGCAUUGGAUGCUUGACAAACUGGGUGGUGCAUUUGCUCCUAAGCCCUCAUCUGGACCACACAAAUCGAGGGAAUGCCUGCCACUCAUACUCAUUUUGCGAAACCGGCUGAAGUAUGCUCUGACAUACCGCGAAGUCAUUGCUAUUUUGAUGCAGCGACAUGUCCUUGUUGAUGGCAAAGUCAGGACUGACAAAACAUACCCUGCUGGUUUUAUGGAUGUUGUAUCAAUCCCUAAAACAAAUGAGAACUUCCGCCUGCUGUAUGACACCAAAGGUCGAUUCCGUCUCCACUCAGUCAGGGAUGAUGAGGCUAAGUUCAAGCUUUGCAAAGUUCGCUCAGUGCAGUUUGGGCAAAAGGGUAUCCCAUACUUGAACACCUACGACGGUCGCACUAUCCGCUACCCAGACCCUCUCAUCAGGGCUAAUGACACCAUUAAGCUGGAUUUGGAGGAGAACAAGAUUGUUGAUUUCAUCAAAUUUGAUGUUGGGAAUGUAGUCAUGGUGACGGGUGGAAGGAAUAGGGGUCGUGUUGGAGUGAUCAAGAACAGAGAGAAGCAUAAGGGAAGCUUUGAGACUAUCCAUGUUCAGGAUGCUACUGGGCAUGAAUUUGCAACUCGUAUGGGCAAUGUGUUCACCAUUGGCAAGGGAACAAAACCGUGGAUAUCUCUUCCCAAGGGUAAAGGUAUUAAGCUAUCAAUCAUUGAGGAAGCUAGGAAAAGGAUUGCCGCCCAACAAGCAACUGCUGCUUAAAUCUUUAGGAUAUGAAUAGACUUUGAGUGCUUGGUAGUUUUUAUUCAAUGUUUUUGGUUUGUAAUUUAAUUUGUCUUGAGAUUUUAUCCGUUGAAUUUUGUCUCUUAAAUGCACUAUAUAACUUUUAUCGCGUCUGCUAUAUUCAUGAAGGAAUCUUUCCAUUUCCUAGUUUUGAUGUAGUUUAGUUGGAUAAAAUUACUUAAGUCCCCACUCUAAGAUGUCUUAAUAAUAACUCUUGUUAAGGGACCGUGUUGCUAUUGAA
This is a messenger RNA of Glycine soja, 1181 nucleotides long. Its product is annotated as 40S ribosomal protein S4-1-like. Gene Ontology annotation, molecular function: structural constituent of ribosome; RNA binding. The transcript is spliced from 5 exons. The record is from RefSeq and is a predicted model, not a curated record. NCBI's taxonomy places the organism in Eukaryota, Viridiplantae, Streptophyta, Magnoliopsida, Fabales, Fabaceae. Bases 125 to 919 code for a protein of 264 amino acids. Gene Ontology annotation, biological process: translation. Gene Ontology annotation, cellular component: ribosome; cytosolic small ribosomal subunit.